Lotus japonicus is the source of this 1685-nucleotide messenger RNA. Its product is annotated as transcription factor bHLH68. Gene Ontology annotation, cellular component: nucleus. The coding region runs from base 302 to 1324 and encodes 340 amino acids. NCBI's taxonomy places the organism in Eukaryota, Viridiplantae, Streptophyta, Magnoliopsida, Fabales, Fabaceae. Gene Ontology annotation, biological process: regulation of transcription by RNA polymerase II. Gene Ontology annotation, molecular function: protein dimerization activity; RNA polymerase II cis-regulatory region sequence-specific DNA binding; DNA-binding transcription factor activity, RNA polymerase II-specific. The record is from RefSeq and is a predicted model, not a curated record. The transcript has 9 exons.
AUAACACGAAAGUAAGAAGGAAAAGGAAAGCAAAGUAAUAAAGAAAGAAAGAAAGAAAGAAAGGAAGGAAAAGAAAGAAAGACAAAGGUUCUCAAAACUCCAUGAUUAUUCAAAUUCUUUCAAAAAUAGGUCCAACCAGUGGUGCUUCCCCUACUACUUAAUCAACCUCAGGAGGACAUCUCAUAGUUUCUACAAAGACCGUAUUUGGGCUUCAACAUCAAGAAACAAAGGAAAAAAAGGGAAAGAGAAAAAGGAACUUUUCUUUGUAAGAUCUCAAAGCGAAGAAGAAGAACAACAAGGCAUGAAUAGAGGUGUUCUUCAAAGCUCCCCAGUGCAACAAAUGAUGGCUGGGAACCCUAACUGGUGGAAUAUCAAUAUCAAUAGCAUGAGGCCACCAUCUCCACAACCACAAGCUCCUCCUUUCCUUCCCACUCCUUCCAACUUUCUCACCCCAUAUCCCCCUUCUUCUUCUUCUUCUCUUCCCUUUCCUUCUUGGCCAGAAAAUCAAGAGGUUCCUGAGUCAUGGAGCCAGCUACUCAUGAGUGGAGUUGUGGCUGAAGAAGAUAAGGGUGCUAUGGCCCAGUUUCAGAAUCAAAUGCUAACUCAGGCUCCAAAUGCUUCCUUUAUUGAUGUUAAACAAGAAAACUCGGGAAACAGCUAUGUGUAUGGGCAUGGAAACGAAGAACUUCACUCAGCAAAGUCUUGUUGGUCUCCAAAAUCCUGUGUGACAAGUUUUAGUAGCAACAUGCUGGACUUCUCUAACAAUAAUAGGGAUCAUGUGAGGCUUCAUCCACCACCAGAUCUAUCUUCUGAGUGCAACAGCACCACUGCAUCUGGUGGGGCAAUGAAGAAAGCUAGGGUUCAACCCUCUACAUCUCAACCUACCUUCAAGGUUAGGAAGGAGAAGUUAGGUGACAGAAUUACUGCCCUUCAUCAGUUAGUUUCCCCAUUUGGGAAGACUGACACAGCCUCUGUCUUGUUAGAAGCUAUUGGGUAUAUCAGAUUCCUUCAGAGUCAAAUUGAGGCCCUUAGUUUACCAUACUUGAGCAGUGGAUCAGGAAGCACGAGGCAGCAACAACAACAGCAUGUAAGAAAUAAUGUCCAAGGAGAAAAGAAUAGUAUAUUUCCUGAAGACCCAGGUCAGCUGCUAAAUGAAAACGGCUUGAAGAGGAAAGCCACUGAAGGGCAGGAUUCUCAAGAAGAGUCAAAGAAGGACCUGAGGAGCAGAGGUUUGUGUCUGGUUCCAGUGUCAUGCACACUGCAAGUUGGGAGUGACAAUGGAGCAGACUAUUGGGCUCCUGCCUUUGGAGGGGGCUUUCAGUAAAUCAACUUAACGAUUGGGGGCAGCAGCAUAUACAUACAAAUAUGGUGGCAUAUUGUGCGUGCAGAAGGUAAAUUCAAGGAAAUGAUAUAACAUCAUGAGCAGUCAAUCUGCUAAAAAAAUUAAGGCUGAUUGCUCAUGAUGUUAUACUUCAUUAUUCCUGAAUAAAUUGUAUGCAAGCCAGCCAUGAUGAUAAGUAUAAGAUGGUGGUGUCAAUAUUGCGCUAUAUUUCAAUGUAUAUGCAAUAUCUGUAUCAUUAAUUAUCAUUUGAAUGCUACAUUUUUAGCAGCAUUAACAAAUAUUAUUUGUAUUAUUGCUAGUACUUUUUUUCAAGUUAACCUUGGUGUUUUUAAGCGCAAUUAAA